AUGCUCACAUCCAUAACUGGAAUCGCUGGUUGUAUCCUCACAACUGCUCAACUGCCUCUCGGCGCUCUCCGUCGCAAACUUCGCCGCGAUCAUCGCAAGUAUCUUAUGACGGCAUCGGCGGCAGUUUUAGUGGAGUUUUGGGUGACCAGAAAACACGGCAUUCUCGCCGGACUCUUCGCUGGAGCUCUCCACUUCGUCGGAAGUCGCUUGGUCAUCCCCGGGAUCACCGGCGGGAUCGGUUCUGGGAAGUCCACGGCGGUCGCAUAUCUAGAGGCGAAAUAUAAUGUCCAGGUUAUCGAUGCGGAUAAGAUAGCUCGAGAAAUCAUGGAGCCGGGCCGUCCAGCAUUUAAUGAAGUAGUUGCUUCAUUCGGAGACGGAAUAGUAACUCCUCAAGGCCAAAUCAACAGGCAGAAAUUGGGCGAACUUGUUUUCGCCGAUGCAAAAGCUCGAGCCUUGCUGAAUACAAUAACUCACAAGCAUAUAAUUAUAACUAUGCUUUGGCGACUUUUCUCCUAUCGUGUGCUUCCCCCCUACAACAAGCCUCCGAUAGUGAUGGACGUGCCUCUGCUGCUCGAGACGCCGGGGCUUUCGUGGGUCUGCGACCCGGUGGUUGUCGUCUAUGUGGACCCCCAAACUCAGUUGGAUCGUCUNNNNAUCCGCAAAACCCCUCAAAGUAGUAGUAUACAUUUGAAUGAAGCGGUGAUUGAUGUCGACGGUGCUCCUGCAGCUGCUACCAUGGACACUGGAGACAAUAGCUGA
Perkinsus marinus ATCC 50983 is the source of this 759-nucleotide messenger RNA. RefSeq names its product dephospho-CoA kinase, putative. The transcript has 6 exons. Gene Ontology annotation, molecular function: dephospho-CoA kinase activity; ATP binding. The coding region runs from base 1 to 759 and encodes 252 amino acids. NCBI's taxonomy places the organism in Eukaryota, Perkinsozoa, Perkinsida, Perkinsidae. Gene Ontology annotation, biological process: coenzyme A biosynthetic process. The record is from RefSeq and is a predicted model, not a curated record.